This is a messenger RNA of Suillus paluster, 4883 nucleotides long. RefSeq lists its product as uncharacterized. Bases 183 to 4661 code for a protein of 1492 amino acids. The transcript is spliced from 5 exons. NCBI's taxonomy places the organism in Eukaryota, Fungi, Basidiomycota, Agaricomycetes, Boletales, Suillaceae. Gene Ontology annotation, molecular function: protein binding. The record is from RefSeq and is a predicted model, not a curated record.
CUGAUCACGGAACCUUCAAGUCAACACUAUACCUGGGCCUUUUUUUGUAGAUUUGUCCCACUCAGUGCUUUGUUCGGUUCACGUGAUCGAGGUCCUGUACCAAUGAUUCAACUAGGCAGCGGUCGUACUCGCCUGAUUGAAAGGCUCGAAGCGGACCUCGAGAACCCCAGGAAUGCUAUGUCAUGGCUACACGGACCUUCUGGCUUGGGGAAAUUGCAUACACUCUUGCCAGUCGUUGCAAGCAGAAACGUCAAUUGGCAGGCAGUUUUUUCUUCUCUCGUAAGCACGCAAACUGCAGAAGCGCGCGUUCUGUCGUGCUCGCACUCGCAUAUCAACUUGGGCUGUCUCAACCGCAGGCGAAGGAGAAAAUAAUUGCAGCCCUCGGCAGGGAUCCUGGGAUAAUUUCCCCUUCUCGAGAUUUGCGCGAACAAUUCGCCCGGCUUCUUAUUGAACCUCUGGAGGCGGUUGAUUGGUGCUCUCCUUCGAGAGUGUUUAUCAUCGAUGCUAUAGAUCAAUGCCAAGACCACGUACCAGAACUCAUCUCGCUCCUUAGUCGACUUCUCUCCCAUCUGGCUGACGUGGGCCUUCACAUCUUUGUCACAAGCCGCGACCAAGUAGAAGGUGUUUCUAUCAAGCGCUAUUUUGCACCAAUCACAUCCGACAUUGCUCUGGAUCACAUCGAGGUUGCCCCGGACAUUAGAUCAUUUCUUUGCCAGUCUUUCGACGAGAUACAGCAAGAUCAUCGCCUUCAAUGUCGCAAGCCGUGGCCAUCAGACGAAGUUCUCAACGGUCUUGUGGAUAGAGUUGGACCCCACUUCAUCACGGGAUCGGUUCUCGUCAAAUUCGUGGAAAGUCCUUAUCACGAACCCAUAGAUAGGAUGAAUUUCAUUUAUCAUCUUCCCUUCGACCCUUCAUCGCAUCCGCAGGCAUCCUUAGAUCAUUUAUACAAAUCUAUCAUCUCCUCAUCCGGCGACCUCAAACAAGCAUACCUUCAUCUCACGAUUGUUGCAAAUCUCGCUAGCAUGCUGUCGUGUUCGCAACUAGACAGCCUUCUUAAGCGAGCGCCAAAACAGAAGUUUGAUAUGCUUCACGUGUUGCCUCCGUUGUCCCCUCUGGUUUACAUUUCCAAUGGUCACGACAGCGCCGCGCAAGUCUGCCACGAAUCUCUCCGCGACUUUCUGUCCGAUCGUCCACGCUGCGGAGAGCAGUUCAUUUCCCAAGCCGUGGUUCAUCGCCUGCUGGCUUACUCUUCUUUGAGUCUCAUGAUAGAGGAAUUACCGGAUGACAGUGCUCUCUAUUCCCAUUUAUCCCAAUUAAUGAUGGGAGGCAGCUCCAGAUCACUCGGUGACUUUGACCGCGAGAAAGUUCUGACAUCUGCGGUAUACUCACCGCCAGAGCCUUUACCGUUUUUGUCUACGCUCUGGCAUCACAUGCAACAUCAGUAUAUAGGACGUACAGUUGAUCCUCGCGCAAAAUUGGCACUGGGAUAUUUCUACAGUACCUGGCAAAUUUUACAGCACCUUGACUUAUCUGCAGUUGAUACCCUGCCGGCUUUCCGCUUCCUAGAAAACCUUCGAUCCCUGCCUGUACUUCUGGCCUUCCCAAUAUUUCUGUCGUUUGAAUCUCCCGGAAUUGGCCGAGUUCUGGGACCAUCGACUCUGGAGCACCAACCGCACAUAGAAACGUUGGAUGCAGUGGCCGAAAUCGUGAACGAUGUGCGUACGUUCAAGGAUAAGCGCAGAACGGACUCGGGUGCACUUGAUUAUGCUUGCACUCACUGGGCCCAUCACCUGUCUUUGGCAGAGUGGGACGACGACCUCCGCUCCAUUUUGACGACUUUCAUGAAACAGAAGCUCCAGCAGUGGCUCGUGAAAACAUGGUGCCUCCAGGAUUUCGAGACCUGCCUUCGGACAUUGUGCGAGGUUAAGGAGCUUUGCUUGACAGCGAGUCCGCCUAUUCGUUUUGAUUUUGAUGCGCAACGUACCGAUUCGAAUAUGAUGGCUAAGGAGGAGGCUGAAGGAUCUGGGGCGGCGAGGCGGGGUGUGAAAGAAGCGGUAGAGAUUGGUACGCGGGAAGGCGCCGAGCGUCUUAACAGAACAGCGGAAGCAGGAAAGAAGAGGGAUGAUGAGGCCAAUACAGAAAUAGGGGUGGCAAGGGAGCCUACGGAGAACAAUGCUCACGAGACUACAGCCGCGAAGGAGGAUGUUGAUAUGCCUCCUGCUUCUGGCAUCAGUUUUGGUUCAAGACAGGCAGCUAGUUUCAAUUUUGGGCAAGACCUGUCAUCCUCUUUGUUCACGUACAAAAACUACACCCAGGUGCGCUUGGAGCAUACAGCAAUGACACCUGAUAUAGGCUCUUCUGGCUCCGAAUCAGUAUUCGGUGGCCUCAACAGCGACGCUACUCUUCAAGUUCAUCCUUUGUCACCUCUCUCGACGAUUCUUCUUCCUUCACUAUCCUCUGGUACUGCCGUUGUCCCUCCUUCCAGCGCCCAGUCAUAUUUCCUUGGUGGCGGUGCUACUCCAUCCGAAAUACCUUCUUUAUGGCAAAGUGCCAACCAAAGGCGGUGCGAUGCACUCCUUCGCGCCGAUCGAGUGGUCGAAGCGGUCGAAUCUCACCGAUACACGAUGAGCAUGAUUGACGAGGAUGUGAAAGAGAGCUACCUCACAUGGUCUACUGCCUUCAAGAAAAACUGUACCGUGCGCUGUCUCGCAAAGGGAGACGAAGCUGUUGCUGCAAGCAAUUAUGAGGUGGCUAUCGAACUAUAUUCGGCAGGAAUCGGGCUUGACUCCUCGUGCGAGUCCCUGUUUGCGCACCGCAGCAAGGCAAACUUAGAACGGGACCUCUAUGUAGAGGCCCUUUUCGACGCGGAAAAGGUCAUCGACCUCGAUCCUUCUUCUUAUCUGGGGUACGAACUGAAGCAGGCAGCCCUUCACAAGGCUCGACGUUAUGACGAAGCGAUCGAGGCCUUUAAAACCAUGCUCUUGAAGUCAGACAAUGUGCCCGACGCGCGAGUACGAGAGCUGCGUCAGCAGUAUGUCAGUCCAUCUAGUGUUAAAGGCAUUAUCCGACGCGCUAUUGAGGUCCAACUGGAAAAUGCUCCGCUGCGUCUAAUCAACACCUCCACUGGGCGUAUAUGCAAUCGAGACGCGCAGAUCAACGCCUUCAUGGACAGCACCGAGUACAAAGAGAUUUUUUCUUACUCGAUGAUGCAUGCGCCCCUCCAGACGGAACCUAUUAGAGCAGUGGUUGCGAAGUACUUCAGUUGGGCUAUGCUAUCGCACAGGUGGCAAAGCAACGAGCUUCUGCUACACGACAUACAGGACAAGGUUGUGUAUGACUUGGAUGCAGUCGGAACCACGGUGAAGUUGCAGACAUUCUGCAAAAUUGCUCGUGAUGCGGGGCAUCGCUGGGCGUGGGUCGAUACAUGUUGUAUUGACCAGAAAAACAAUGUCGAGCUACAAGCAUCUGUCAACUCCAUGUUCGUUUGGUAUCGCCACUCAGGGCUCACGAUCGUUUACCUACCGGAUGUUCCGCCUUCGUCGAAAUCAGGCACGCUCGCAAACAGUGUUUGGAACACGCGAGGAUGGACUGUUCAGGAGUUCCUGGCCCCUAGAGUUGUUCUCUUCUACCGAGCAGAUUGGAGUCUAUACCUCGACGACCACUCUUCCAACCACAAGGAGUCUGCCUCUAUCAUACAGGAGUUGAGGGAUUCGACGGGUAUAGAUGCACGGGCGCUCGCUGCCUUCGAACCAGGGAUGAGAGACGCCCGAGAGAAACUUCAGUGGGCGUCAAAACGCAUCACCACACUGCCAGAAGAUGUUGCAUAUUCAUUGUUUGGCGUCUUCGGCGUCCACCUGCCUGUCAUCUACGGCGAGACGAAGCAGAAGGCACUCGGACGACUGUUGCAGGCCAUCAUCGCCCAGUCCGGCGACAUUACAGCCUUGGACUGGGUCGGAAAAGCAUCCGAGUUCAAUAGCUGUCUGCCAGCUGACAUUGCCUCAUACAACCUUCCGCCAUACAUGUCGCCAUCUCUAUCUGAAGAUCAGAUACAGAUGUCGGUCUCGUUGCUGCGAGAUCCCGCCAUUGCGCAGAUAACUUUGACGCUUUGUGAUGCGCUUAGCCACCUAAGCGCUCCUCGUUUCGCGGACUGCAGGCUGCAUCUGCCUUGCAUUGCAUUCCCCAUCACAGCACUCAGACGGAGGUGUGAUCAAGACUCGCAGAAGUGUUUCACUUAUGCUGUCAAGGCACACGGGCUUAACGACUUAUCAAUCACCACAGAAGAUGACUUAAUUCAGCUCUCGCGGGCAAGUGCUAGUCGGCAACCAUUGUUGUUCGUCCGUCCGUGGAAUCGAUAUGACAUCGAGCUGCCUGACUCUGCUGACAAGAUGCAGAGCAUGGACAGCUGGCAGGAGCCUGAGUCUCCGUCAGAUGAUCAGUCCAUCUGGUCUCCUGGAGACAAUGGGCCAGCUGAUUCGGAGUCUCACUCACGAGAGUUGAGGUUGAUCGUUCGUCUGGGACAGUCUUUCAGCGCACUGUUGCUAGCGCAGCAGCGUGGCGGGGAGUACAAGAGGAUUGCUUCGGAUAACAAUAUCAUCGCGCAAGUCAAGGACAUGGCUUCUGUUCGUGACAUGAUGUACGUCAGGACGCUAGAGAUAUUGUAGCUGUAUUCUUGUCGAAGGACGGAGAUCCCCUGACGCGUUUUCAUUCAUACCUUCACAGUACCUGUGUGAAACAAUAUCCCUUUGUAACACAGUUUGCGAUCUGUAUCUAGGCAUGCUUGAGUAGCAUUGAUCCGCUGUGCACGAAGGUCAAUUGGAUUUUACAUGUAGAUGUUACUCGUCAAUACACUACCGGUCUACAACGCCGACAUGAGUAUCCCGCUG